AGUCGUCUUCCACGAGUAUGGAACCUUCUACUAGUUCCGCAGUCAUAGGUAAUGCUAAGGUACAACCUAAGCGCGUCAUCAUUGGACUUGAUUGGCUACGGCGGGAUCUGGAGAUUGUUCGGGCCGAUUGAUGAUCCGCCUAUAUUUUUUUUGUAUGUACUAAAUUAAAUCAAUUUCUCUCCAAAGCAACUGCAGCUGAACACAAGAAAAUCCUCUGUCCUAGCCACCCACAAUGCCUCGAGAAUACUCUAGAUCGCAGUCGCCCGUCUCCCGACCCGCAGGCGACAGACAUUAUCGGGACCGCAGCGAAAACCCCAAACGCAAACAUACCUCCGACGAAGCAUCGCACCAGCCCUCCAGAAAGAAGGUUCAGCUCCCGAAAAAGGAACACCAGUACCCUUCCAUCAACGAGUUGAAGAAGCGCAUUCGCGAUGUCAAACGGCUCUUGAAUCGGGUAGAUCUGCCCGCAGAUGCGCGGAUCGUGCAGGAGCGUGCUCUCGCUGGGUAUGAGAACGACUUGGAGGAAGAGAAUAAUCGCCGGGAACGGUCGAAGAUGAUUAAGAAGUAUCAUUUCGUUCGGUUCUUGGACCGCAAAACCGCUUCUAAAGACGUCAAGCGGCUCGAACGCCGUGAGAAAGAGAUUUCGAGCUCCGAUUUAGACUCCGCAGCCAAAGAGAAGAAACUCUCUGAUCUUGCGCAAAAGCUUCACGUCGCCCGCGUCAAUCUGAACUAUCCCAUCUACUACCCUCUGUCCGAGAGAUAUGUCGCCCUGUACGCUGAGGCGAAGAAGAACAAGGAUCAAGUCAAGGAUGGAAACAACGAUGAAGAUGGCAAAACAGGUUAUACGCUUGUCCAUGCGACUGCCGCUGAGAAACCGGCUAUGUGGUACACCGUGGAGAAGUGUAUGAAGGACGGAACUCUCGAACUUCUCCGCGACGGAAAAUUGACCGCCGGCGAUAAGAGCGGGAGAUCCGGUACUGAAGCGAAGAAGAAAACUGGCGAGGACAAGGAGAGGGCCGUUACCCGUGGUUCCGCGCAACACAAAGACACCCUCACAAAGACCAGCGUCAAGCCGCAGUGGGAGGACAGGGAAGGAAAGAACUCAAGAGGAGCCACUUUCAGAGACGAAGGUCGCAAAUCUAAGGUACACCAAAGCUCAGCCGAUAACGACGAAGAUGAGAGCGAUGGGGGAUUUUUUGAGAUGUGAUUUGUGGAGGGAUAUCGGUAUAUCAGUUAUUGUGCAUUUUCAGGAGUUGGUUUUAUCGGCUUUUCUAUCUUCCCCACCCUUCAAGUUGUCUUUUCAAAAAGCGUCUUUUAUACUAUCGUAUACGAUACCCAGAAUCAAGACUGGCUUGGUCAGCCAU
Messenger RNA from Aspergillus alliaceus, 1364 nucleotides. RefSeq names its product Efg1 domain-containing protein. Bases 233 to 1207 code for a protein of 324 amino acids. Lineage: Eukaryota; Fungi; Ascomycota; Eurotiomycetes; Eurotiales; Aspergillaceae. Gene Ontology annotation, cellular component: preribosome, small subunit precursor; nucleolus. The record is from RefSeq and is a predicted model, not a curated record. Gene Ontology annotation, biological process: maturation of SSU-rRNA from tricistronic rRNA transcript (SSU-rRNA, 5.8S rRNA, LSU-rRNA). The transcript has 2 exons.